AUGGCGGUCAUCGCAGUCGCGGGCGGCACCGGCAGCAUCGGCCGAUCAAUUGUGGAAGCAGUUGUUGAAGCCGGGAACUUUGAAGUCAUCGUUCUCAGUCGAAAGGCCGAUCCAGAGCUGGAAAGAUUAUUGGGUGCACGCAUCCUGGCCAUCGAUUACUCCGACACCGCAUCUCUCACCAGGCUGUUUGAAGACGAAAAUGUCGAUACGGUGCUUUCAGCGCUGAGCGUCUCGACGCCCCUUGAAUACGAGAGCAACUUAAUCCAAGCUGCUGACAAGUCCAAAGUUACCCGCAGGUUCAUCCCGAGUGGCUUUGGCGCCAAGUAUGGACCUGAACAGAAGUUCUUCGCCUUGGCUGCACCAAAAAUCGCGGCCGAAGAAGCCCUCGAGAAAACACAGCUCCAAUGGGCCAUCAUCUGCAACGGCUUCUUCCUCGAUUACUGGGGUAUGCCUAAGGUGAAGUCCUACCUGGGCCCUUCGGUCCUGGUACUUGAUCUGCCAGCCAAGAAGGCUGCCAUUCCAGGCUUGGGUGACACUCCAGUUGUAUUCACAUACUCUGGUGAUGUUGCUAAGUUUACAGCCGCCAUUCUUACCCUUGAUAAGUGGGAGAAGGCAUCGUAUGUGAUUGGAGACAAGGUUACUUGGAACGAGUUUGUCGCUACUGCUGAGGAAGUUCUUGCCGAGAAAAUCGACACUGUCCAUGAUUCAGUCGAACUGCUCAAGUCUGGUCAAAUCACCGAGCUUCCAAGCCAGGUACCAGCUUAUGCAUUAUUGCCCAAGGAAGCCUUCCAAGGCAUGUGUGCCACUUUCGGGCUCUUCUUUGAACAGGGACUCCUGGACUUUCAGCAAGAGACGGCUGUUAAUCGCCUGUUCCCAGACAUCAAGACAGAAUCUGUCAAGGACAUGCUGGAGCUUGGUUGGAAGAAUUAG
Messenger RNA from Fusarium keratoplasticum, 930 nucleotides. Its product is annotated as NmrA domain-containing protein. The transcript is spliced from 4 exons. The record is from RefSeq and is a predicted model, not a curated record. Bases 1 to 930 code for a protein of 309 amino acids. NCBI's taxonomy places the organism in Eukaryota, Fungi, Ascomycota, Sordariomycetes, Hypocreales, Nectriaceae.